This is a messenger RNA of Glycine soja, 840 nucleotides long. Its product is annotated as ethylene-responsive transcription factor ERF010-like. The transcript has a single exon. The coding region runs from base 191 to 643 and encodes 150 amino acids. Gene Ontology annotation, molecular function: DNA binding; DNA-binding transcription factor activity. Lineage: Eukaryota; Viridiplantae; Streptophyta; Magnoliopsida; Fabales; Fabaceae. The record is from RefSeq and is a predicted model, not a curated record. Gene Ontology annotation, biological process: regulation of DNA-templated transcription.
GUAUAUAUAACACCGAACAGGGUUCGGACGUGGAUGGUUCAAGAAGCAGGCGACAACCUAGGCUAAGUGUCUCUCUGCAAUGCAAACCCAAUAACCCUUUCCUUCCUGACACUUCAUUAUUUUAUUCCAUUUAUUUAUACUUUUCAUGAAGGUUUAAGGUAAUUUUCACAGAGAGAAAGAGAGAGUAGAGAUGGAAGGAGAAGGAGGAAGCGCAACCAGAAAGAGAGGGAAAGAUGGUGAGACUGAGACGACGACACGUUACAAAGGAAUCAGAAUGAGAAAGUGGGGCAAGUGGGUCGCUGAGAUUCGAGAACCCAACAAGCGUUCCAGGAUUUGGCUCGGUUCUUACUCCACGCCCGUCGCGGCGGCGCGUGCUUAUGACACCGCCGUUUUCUAUCUCCGGGGGCCCUCCGCGCGCCUCAACUUCCCGGAGCUUCUCGCCGCGGAGGGCCCCGCCGCCUCCGACGCCGUCAUGUCCGCGGCCUCCAUCCGGAAGAAGGCCACCGAGGUUGGCGCCCGAGUCGACGCACUUCACCGCCAGGACCCCCACGCGCCGCCUGCCGGAGAAUUCGCCGACCGAGUCGACCUUAAUAAGAUACCCGAACCCGAGAAUUCCGAUUGUGACUACUGGGGCGGGGAUUAGAAGUGUUGUUGGGUUGGGGCGGUUGCUAACGUGCGCCGUGUGUGGAGGUUACAAAGUGGAGCAUGGUGAUGAUGAUCGUGACAUGAGGCCCGUUUCUGUUGUGUAACUUUUUUUUGGUUUACUCUUUUAAUUUGGAUUUCACAGAGGAAUUUUGGUGCUGUCUAAUUUUUAAAUGUAAAUUACUUGAUCAUCGCCCA